Molecule: messenger RNA, 1254 nt
Organism: Asterias rubens (European starfish)
Lineage: Eukaryota; Metazoa; Echinodermata; Asteroidea; Forcipulatida; Asteriidae
Exons: 3
Coding region: 1-1254 (417 amino acids)
Source: RefSeq, a predicted model, not a curated record
AUGGGGACAAGUGAAGAUGUAGUAGAAUCACAGAUUAAAGAGUAUGUCCAGCAAGCUGUUGGUAGUUCCAGUGCAUCAUUAGUAGAUGAUAUUGUGGACAAAGUUAAAGAAAUCGGCAUAGAGAUACCCAGUGACUUCCAGUACAUGGAUGAGAGUGACCUGGAGUGCCUUGGGAAAUCAUCGGACGGACUGACUGCAUCAUCUUCAUCAGUGUCACCCUGUUCAAGUGUAUUGUCUUUGCCUGAUUCAUCACCCGAAGGUGUCUGCUGGUCUUCUUCAUACCAGAUUCCAUGGAAGAAACUGCCUAAAGGGCUGCAGGACAGUAUCCAGAGAAAAGAGAGACCUCUCCCGUCCGAGAGAAGACAGAUGAUCAGGGUUUUGGCAGAUGACAUUGUCAAAAUUACAUCAAGACCCAUGCGAAAGCAGUUGGCUGUUGUUGCUUCUAAAGUUGUCGCAGAGUUUCCAAGCAGCUUCCAAGAUAAACUAGAUGAUCUCAUCGUUGAUAAUGGGUAUAACUCUAUUCUGACCCAGCUAGAGCAGAGAUUCCAAAACUUACACAGACAACUAAAACCUAUGAAGAGAGUAAAUUCUAGUUCAGACGAGGCAGGUUCCAGCCAAGCUUCAAAUUGUAAUAAAGCCACUUGUUCGUACGGUACCAAUUCAGAGCAGUAUAGUCCAGCUUUACCCAGGAGUGAAGAAUCUCAAGAAGAAAAGAAGAAAAGCUUGCAAGAAAUGCACACAAGAGAAGUGUGGAAAUUGGAUACCUUAACAGAGUUGUUGGCAGAAACCUAUCCUACAGUGAGGCAUGUGAUCAACGGAGGUUUGCAGUCCAUCCUAUCUAUCAAGGAGGAUUGGCCCUUUCUCUUUGAGGAAGUUGGAAUGCUUCAUCACUUUGAAAUUCUUGUUGGUAUAAAGUUGAAGGAGACAUUGGCAGGUGCCUUAACGUCGAAGGUUCCAAGACUUUUGCAGUUCCUGGACUCCAAGCAGACGACAAAUAAGCAGCUUAAGUUGAAGCUUCAUGAGCUGAAUAGUGCAAAGCGCCAAACAUCAAAUAGCAGCCCUGAGAUUCUUGGAUUUUUGCUAGUUUUAUCAACAUUCUUUGGGGAGAACACCUCGGCACUUAUCCAAAGUGCAGAGUUGCUUGGUUGGGAUCAACCCCAAGACAGGGUCAAAGAUAAAGAAGACAUGGAGAGGUUCCAUAAACCCAAAGGUGCUGUCAGUCAUCAACAGUUUGAGUCAGACUGGAGCAAUUAG